GAAAUGGCACAAAGCUAUGGAACAGUGGCGAACACUGGACUCGGGGACCAAGGAAAUGACGUCAUGGCUGGAUAAAGCCGAGAACAAACUGUCAACAGCCAGAAAUAGGCUCAGCCCAGCUGAAGCAGAAAAUCUCUACAAGGAGCUGGAAGUGAGUCUUCGACAACACCAGAGCAAUGUGACUAGGAUGAACUCGGCUGGAGAUGAAAUCCUCCACAAUGCCUCUGCCAUCAGCGCAGAAAACCUUCGGGACAAGCUGGACCUCAUCAACCAGCGGUGGAAGGUUUUGUGCUCAGAAGUUCUGGCUCGCCAGAGAAGAACCAAGGAACACAGCGUGGAACCAACAGAGUUCACGUACGAGAUGGAUGACCUCUUCUCCUGGAUUGAUGAGACGGAGAACAUUAUUGGGUCCAGUCUCCAUCCAAACACUUUGUACCUGGAAGCCUUGCUUGAGAAAGUCAAGGACAGGGAAGAUGAAAUUGCUCAUAGACAGGCAAGUCUGUUCAACAUCAACAGUAGUGGAGCUAAGUUGAUGCAGUCGCCUAAACUGACUGAUGAUGACCGCAAAAAUAUUCAGAGGGACAUUGACAACCUCAACGCUGGCUGGAAAAAGGUCACUGUGGAAGUUCCAGACAAAAUUCGCCAGAUAGAGGAGGAGAUUAAAAAAGUUCGAAACUUGAAUGAUGAUGUUAACAACAUGCUAAAGUGGAUUUUGGAUACACGGAUUAUUCUGGAAAAACAGAAAGGAGCAGAGAAAUAUCCCACUCCGCCAACAACAGAUAACAGUGAUGUCACUGUGCACUUGGAGGCUAUUGAAAACCAACAGGCUAAAGUCAAUCAGAUCAAUACAAUCUAUCAGAAACUGCUGGAGGCAAGCAAAGAUCAGGACCAGGCCACCCCAGACAGCCUGCAGGUGAAAAUUGCCAAGAUGAACACAGAUUUUGAACAGCUGAAAGAGAUUGCCAAGAGUCUUGAUAGCAAGACAGAGUCUGCUGUAACAGAAGUUAUGGAUCAAGUUAAGCAAGUUCAGGUCCACAUGGAAGCCAAGUCACUGGCCGCACCAGCUGCAGGCUCUUCUUGGAUGGAGUUUGACAGAUCAGUCAGUGAGCUUCGUGAUUGGCUGACUUUGCUGGAACACAUGCUGAGGUCGCAGAAAGUGACUGUUGGAGAUAUCAAGGACAUUGAACACAUGAUUCAGAAGCAAAAGCGUGAGUCAGAUUCAGUGAUCACAUCGCCAACUGACUCACAACUCUUCGACUCACGUCAGCUAACCAACUCUCAGCUCUCAGAUAUCGACUCUCCCUUACCCACAGAAGAAGAUUCCUUGCUAUCUCUCUCAGAGCAUGAUCUAUGCACCUUGCAGGCUCAAGUAGCAGACAUUAGCAGCUACCUCAGACUUCUUGAGACACACCUGAGUGACAUGGACAGUAAAAGAUCACAGCUGGACCAUGUGCUGUCUACAUCGACAAAACUUCAGAACACAAUAGACAACAUGGCAGAAAGACAAGCUCUUUGGGAAAGAACGGAGAAACUCAAGGUCGACUGGGAGCAGACAGUGAGUCAUGUUAACCAGCGUAAGUCAGAACUGGACAAGAUGCUGGAAGAAUGCAGAGCUUUUGACCAGUUGUAUGCUCAGUUUGAACAGUGGUUGUCUCAGACAGAAAGUGAGCUGGAUUCCCUGGAGAGUCAGCGGGAGGACAGUGACGUCAUUACCAAACAUGAGAAACUGCAAGAAGAUGUGAACAAACACAAAGAAGUGGUGGACAGUCUGAAGUGGAAGGCUGAAAUGAUGAUUGAAGACCACUCCAGUGAUGACACUCAGCAGAUGAGGAAACAGCUAGAGAGGCUCACCAAUAGAUGGUCAAUCUUGCUCAACAGACUCGCUGGUCAUUGGAAGGCAUUACAGACCACCAGAGACAGUGGGCUGCAGUUUGAGCCCACACUUCAGGACUUCAUGACCUGGUUAGAGGGUGCAGAGGCAUCAUUCAAGUCACUGGCUGACCAGACUGCCUCUCAAGAUCUCCAGAACAAUCAAGAGCUGGCAGAGGAGUUUUUGGAGCAGUACCAG
Molecule: messenger RNA, 2068 nt
Organism: Candidula unifasciata
Lineage: Eukaryota; Metazoa; Mollusca; Gastropoda; Stylommatophora; Geomitridae
Source: the annotation of a GenBank genome assembly